AUGAAGUGCUCUGAUAACUUUACCUCCAGCGGUAUUGUUUAUGAGCAAUUACUCUCUAACAUUCCACCUAAUUACCUUCAGCAAAUGAAACUAACCCUAUUCAACUACAUCACAAACGUUAUCACAUAUGAACUUGCACGCGAAGAGUCCUUAAUGACAUGUGGGAAUUGUCAAGCUGUUGAUAAAUUACUUUUAUUUAUGAAUGUAUCAGAUGAACCAAUAUCUGCAUUUGGAACAUCAAAAGAUAAUCAUUAUCAAAGAAAAAGCAAAUCUUGGUCACAAUAUGAAGAUCAAAGAUUAAUCGCAGGUGUACAUAAAUUUGGCCCAACAGACUGGACAAAAAUAUCCCAAUUUGUAGGGAAUGGUAGAAAUAGAUGCCAAUGCUCUCAAAGGUGGGCGCGAUCACUAAAUCCUUUAAUUAACAAAACUCUUCGGAAUCAAUUAGAGGAUUUAAAGCUUAUUACUGCUGUUAAUAAAUAUGGAGAUAAAAGCUGGACAAAAGUUUCGAAUGACAUUGCAGGGAGAACUGAUGUGCAAUGCAGAUACAGAUAUCAAAUUAUAUCGAAAAAUCUUUCAAAUGAAUUGGGAAUUAAGCUAUUUGACAAAAUUUCGAAACAUCAUCAGAAGCAAAAAGCUCCAAUUGACAGAUUAGACACAAAAGAUAAUCACACUGAGUACCCAGCAAUGUUGGUCGACCAAAAUGAAAAACUAAGACUAAUUGAUUGGAUCAAUGAAACGACGUCUGAUCCCCAAUCACUUUUCCAUACAAUUUAG
Trichomonas vaginalis G3 is the source of this 774-nucleotide messenger RNA. Its product is annotated as RNA polymerase II transcription regulator recruiting protein. NCBI's taxonomy places the organism in Eukaryota, Parabasalia, Trichomonadida, Trichomonadidae. The transcript has a single exon. Bases 1 to 774 code for a protein of 257 amino acids. The record is from RefSeq and is a predicted model, not a curated record.